AUGGCUCAAACUAAUCAAUUGGGAUUGACUGAAACUGCUGCUAUUAACCAGGAUCUAGAUAACAUUAUUGGAACUAAUAAUAGGGUUCCCAGGCUCAUUUCUGGGGGAUCCAUUUCACAAGGGAAGUUCAGGUUCAUUCAGUAUAUGAGGAUCAAGGAUCCAAAGGCGUGGAGGUCCAUCUGCAAUGGACCUACUACAAUCACCUAUGUUGUGAACGAUGCUGAUGGAACAACUGCUCCUAAGCCCAAGGCUAUGUUUACUGACGAGGAACGUGAAAAACAUGAUGUUGAUAACAAAGCUCUUGCUAUGCUGCACUCUGCUCUUGCCCCAGAAGUUGACAUUGGAGUUCAUGAUUGCAAAACUGGUAAGGAAAUGUGGGAUGCUCUGCUGGCCAUCUAUGAGGGAAAUGAAGAGAUGAAGGAAAGUCGAAGAGAAAUGCUUACCCAGAAGUUCAACCUGUUCAAUCACUUCCCAGGGGCAACAUUGGAAAAUCAAAUCCAAAGAUUUGUUGCCUUGGUUAGUGAUAUGAAAACUCAUGAUAUCAGCCUUGAAAAAAAUGUCAUUAACAAGAAACUGCUCAAUGCUCUUCCAAGAAAUUGGGAUACAAAUGUGACUCUCAUCAAAAGACCAGGGAUUUAG
Molecule: messenger RNA, 639 nt
Organism: Helianthus annuus (common sunflower)
Lineage: Eukaryota; Viridiplantae; Streptophyta; Magnoliopsida; Asterales; Asteraceae
Exons: 1
Coding region: 1-639 (212 amino acids)
Source: RefSeq, a predicted model, not a curated record